Neodiprion fabricii is the source of this 2818-nucleotide messenger RNA. RefSeq names its product alpha-glucosidase-like. The coding region runs from base 481 to 2265 and encodes 594 amino acids. NCBI's taxonomy places the organism in Eukaryota, Metazoa, Arthropoda, Insecta, Hymenoptera, Diprionidae. The transcript is spliced from 9 exons. The record is from RefSeq and is a predicted model, not a curated record. Gene Ontology annotation, biological process: carbohydrate metabolic process.
CUCUGUUAGUGGGUAUUUAGACUGGUGAAAAGCGACGACAUUGCCACUACCAGCAAAAGCUACUUACGGCGGUUUCUGAAUACUUUUGAUUUUGAUGCUUUAGAAUUCCGAAGAGUUAACAAAUGAGUUUAAUACACGAUAGUUUAGUAUUUCCGUACACCGCAUUGAACAUUAUCAAUAUUUUCAUCAUCCAUGUACGCAACAAGGCACCAUAAUUAAUCAUUUCGUUUAAAAUUUGAAUCAAUGGCUAGUGUCUCAAUUUAACUAAUCCAUCAAAAUCUAAUGCAGUCCAAAACUCAUGGAAAUUUGAUUAAACACAUAAUUGUAAACAAUGAUCAAUUCACUGGUAGUAUUUAGAAGUGUGUAUUCAUCUAUCUUUAUGUGACUUGAUUCAAUUUUACUGUCUUGUUUUAUCGUACAAUUUUAUUGUGGUACCGAGAGAAACGAUUAUAUAUUGUUUCGAAUAAGGAAUAAGGAAAGAUGAGAGGUCUUCUAAUUCUUUCACUCCUGGCUCUGACGAGCUGGAGUUCGGUUAACGCAGAUUUGGACUGGUGGCAAACGGCGUCAGUUUAUCAAGUUUAUCCGAGAAGUUGGAUGGACAGUGACGGCGACGGGAUAGGAGAUAUACCAGGUAUCGAGAGCAAACUGGAGUAUCUCGUCGAUACUGGUAUCGACACAUUUUGGAUGUCUCCUGUUUACGAGAGUCCCAUGGUAGAUUUUGGAUACGAUAUUUCAAACUUCACGUCUAUCGAUUCAAUAUUCGGGACGAUGGAUGACUUUGACAACCUGGUAGCGACGGCCAAGUCCCUCGGACUAAAAGUGAUCAUGGAUUUAGUACCGAAUCAUUCGUCGGAUGAACACGAAUGGUUUAUCAAGAGUUUGGCGGGCAUCGAUCCCUACACGGAUUACUACAUAUGGCACAAUGGUACAGAAUUGGAAAAUGGAACUAUCACUCGUCCUAAUAACUGGAUCAGCUACUUUGGUGGUUACGCCUGGACUUGGAGUUCGGAAAGGCAAGCCUACUACUAUCACAAGUUCACCGAAGAACAGCCGGACCUGAAUUACAGAAACGAAUUAGUUGUCCAGGAGAUGAAGGAUAUAAUAGAAUUCUGGUUGGACAGAGGCGUCGACGGUUUUCGAGUCGAUGCAGUCGACACUCUUUUCGAGGAUGAAACCUAUCCGGACGAACCUCUUUCCGGGCUGACUGACGAUCCAACGGAUUACGAUUACACUCUCCACUAUUACACAAUGGCUCAAGACGAGACCUACGAGAUGGUGACCCAGUGGCGCACUUUACUGGACGAUUACGCAUUCAAGACAGACAACGUAACGAGAAUAAUGAUGAUGGAAACUUACGAGAACGUAACGCAAGUAAUGAAAUUUUACGACGCUGGAGCGCAUUUUCCAUUCAACUUUUUCCUUAUCAUGAACGUCAACGGCUCCAACACCGCAUCGGAAAUCAAGGAAUUGGCGAUUGACGAGUGGUUGGACAAUUUACCCGAUAACGUAACGUCGGACUGGGUGAUAGGAAAUCACGAUAGAAAACGCGUAGCCACCAGAUACAGUUCGGAGCAAGUCGACGCGAUGAACAUGAUCAAUCACCUUCUUCCCGGAGUCUCUGUCACCUAUUACGGCGAGGAAAUCGGUAUGGAGAACCUGUGGAUAUCAUGGGAAGAUACGCAGGAUCCGUGGGCUUGUAACCAGGAUGAGGACACUUACGAAUUGUACUCGCGAGAUCCUAACAGAACCCCGAUGCAAUGGGAUGCUACUACUUCAGCCGGUUUUUCCACCAACGAGUCGACGUGGUUACCGGUCCACAGCAACUACCUUACCCUGAAUCUCGCCGCUCAAAUGGAGGCCGAAGUUUCCCACUACAAAGUCUACAAAGCGUUGAUUAGCCUGAGACAAGAGUCAGUAAUUCAAGAAGGAUCGGUAAACGUUCAACUGUUGACCGAUAACGUCAUGGCUUUCUCAAGGGAGCUUGAUGGAUCCGAUCCAGUGAUUGUCGUGACGAACUUCGCGAACAACACGGAGACGGUCAGUCUAGAUGUGUUCGAGAACGCGUCCGAUAAUAUGGUGGUUUCUAUAGCCAGUAUAAACUCGGAACUGACUGAAGGAACCGCGGUUUCGAGAAGCAGUGUUGAAAUCUCAGCCCUUUCUGGUAUCGUUUUGCGAAGUGGUACAGACAGCGGUGCCAACGCCAUUCUAUCGAGCGCAUUCUUCACUCUACUAAUGGCAGUCCUUGCUCGCUCAAUUCGCUGCUGAUUCAAACACCUCGAUGAAUGUAAUCGCCUCGCUUAGUUCAUCGUAUCGUAACCGUUGCGAUCACAUCAUCCUCACUUACGAGGUUUGGUUGUAGAAUAUUAGUAUCGUCGUUGUCGUCGUCGAAUGUUGAGGCGAUUGUUAUCCGUUCAGGUUAUCGUUAAUUGGAACGAAUCGAUGAAUCGGUUAUUGGCUAAUCGGAAUCUGGAGGACACAAUAAAAAAAAUUAAAAAAAAAAUACUGAGGAAUCGUGUAUUUUCAGUUGUAAAAAUUAUCUGAAUUUAUCAAAAACUAUUUUUCGUUUAAUUCAAUUCAGUAUUGUGUGUCUGAUAAGAUUAGCCAAAGAUCGUUGAUCGCUCAGCGAAUGUAAUGAAACACCCAAGCGUUGCAGAAUGCGACGUAAACAUGUACAUAUAAUAGCAAUAACAUUACAUAAGGUAUAUUACCCUACAAGAUAAUACAAUACUCGAAGUUAUCACGAGCUACAUCGAAAAUGUAAUUUGUGUUGAAAUUGUGCGUGUAAGAAAAUAAAUCUAAAACACUUCUUUCACCAAUU